AUGAGCAGGAAAGCAUCAGAGGGGCCAACAAAAAGCAGCUCCCCCGCUGACCCCCGUAGCCACCCCUGUUUUCCCAAAUCGUCCCACCAGACCCCACAGCAGAGGAAAAACUACCCCCCCAUCAUUCAGUCAACUCCCAGACUGCAAAAGACAAUAGACACGCAGGUUAAGCCCGUUUUCCCCACCUCUAUUGGAUCCCCGCCCCCCCCCCAAAGCACCGAUGCAUCGAAGACACCCCCCACCAGGGCAGGGUCCAAGCGCACGCACCAACCCAUGCACUCGACAGCACACCAAACAAGACCCAAGCCCCCCAGGCCCAGCCGUAACCCCAACCCGGAGGCAAAGCGCCCCCAGAACCGCAAGCCCACCCUGGACCUACCCCGGAACAGUACGGCCGCCAGGCCGGCAACCUACGUUCGCCGUCACAGGCAUCCCCAGCAGCUCCGCAUACAGCUGCCAGAAAAACAGCACCAAAACACCAUUCAGGCCAGGAUCGCAGCCCCAGCGCCGGACCCCCCAAAAGAAACCCACCCCCAAGGAACCCCCAGAUGCCCCCAGCCCAUAUAG
Messenger RNA from Clarias gariepinus (North African catfish), 567 nucleotides. RefSeq lists its product as uncharacterized. The transcript has a single exon. Bases 1 to 567 code for a protein of 188 amino acids. Lineage: Eukaryota; Metazoa; Chordata; Actinopteri; Siluriformes; Clariidae. The record is from RefSeq and is a predicted model, not a curated record.